Messenger RNA from Gigantopelta aegis, 2452 nucleotides. Its product is annotated as beta-hexosaminidase subunit beta-like. The coding region runs from base 24 to 1808 and encodes 594 amino acids. The transcript has 13 exons. Lineage: Eukaryota; Metazoa; Mollusca; Gastropoda; Neomphalida; Peltospiridae. Gene Ontology annotation, molecular function: beta-N-acetylhexosaminidase activity. Gene Ontology annotation, cellular component: membrane. Gene Ontology annotation, biological process: ganglioside catabolic process; glycosaminoglycan metabolic process; carbohydrate metabolic process. The record is from RefSeq and is a predicted model, not a curated record.
UAUUAUAUAUUUCCUUAACAAACAUGGACGCUUGCACAGUACGUACAUUCAUUACGGUUUGGUUUUGGCUUGCGCAUCUUGGACGGAAUGAAGGAAAACUGAUGUACAUAGCCGUCAGGCUUCCUUUGAAGGGCGAGAGGUCACCGCCGGGAUCCCCAUGGCCGCUACCAGCACAAUGGUCGAAAGGUUCCGAAAAUCGGACACUGGAUCCACGCACCUUCACUAUCACCAGCGAUCUCGACAAGUGUGAUAUUAUCGAUAAAGCAAUCGAUCGAUAUUCCGAUAUCGUAUUUGGCGAUGUGCAGUGGAGUGUGGCCCCGCAUUUGGAAUCCCUCAAAGGGUUGGAGAUCAAGGUGUUGGAUAAAACCUGCACGGGGUAUCCGCAAAUACACAUGGAUGAAUCGUAUAAUGUAUCCGUGUCGGAUACCGCUACUCUCAGAUCGGUCUCUGUGUGGGGAGCACUAAGAGGAUUGGAAACAUUCAGUCAGCUAGUGUAUGUAGAGAAUGGACAUUACAUGAUUCGCACAGACACAAUACAGGACCGUCCUCGUUAUACACACAGGGGGUUGAUGAUCGACACGGCAAGACACUACAUACCCGUACCUUUUAUACUGAAACAGCUGGACGCCAUAGCCUACAACAAGAUGAACGUGUUACAUUGGCACAUUGUUGACGAUCAGUCCUUUCCGUAUGUCAGCUCGUCAUUUCCGGAAUUGGCCGAAAAGGGGGCGUAUUCACAAUCCCAAAUCUACACCCCAAAAGACGUAAAGGACAUCAUAGAGUAUGCUCGUCUAAGGGGUAUUCGAGUAAUCCCCGAAUUCGACACCCCAGGACACACACAGUCAUUUGGAAAAGCAUUCAAGUAUCUUAUGACUACAUGUUGGUUUAAUAACACCCCAGCCACCGCCGAGUACGGCCAACAUGCACGAUAUGAGAAUUUCGACCCGACCAAAAACACGACAUAUGAAUUUCUUGCUAAAUUCUUCACCGAAAUAAAAGACGUGUUCAAAGACAGUUUUAUCCACAUGGGAAUGGACGAAGCACACUACAUGUGCUGGCAGUCGAGUCCCAACAUAUCCGAGUUCAUGAAGCAGCAGGGGUACCGCGCAGACGACUACUUCAAAGUGGAGGAGUACUACGUCAAGAAAGCCCUUGACAUCAUAUCCGGUUUGAACAAACGCUACAUCAUCUGGCAGGAUCCUGUGGAGCAUAACGUCACGGUAAGCAAAGAGUCCAUCAUACAAGUUUGGAAAAACAAGCCUCAGUGGCCGGAGAACUUCCACGACUGGCGGGUGUACAUGCAGAAAGUGGCGUCCUCGGGCUACAAGAUCGUCUUUUCGUCCUGCUGGUAUCUGAAUAACAUCAGAAAGGAGUCGUCAUGGCAACCCUAUUACUUAUGCGAUCCAGAGGACUUUGAUGGCACUCAACAAGAAAAAAAAAACAUUGUUGGAGGUGAAGCCUGUUUAUGGGCGGAACACGUGGAUGAGACAAACAUGAUUCCAAGAACAUGGCCCCGGGCGUCGGCAGUGGCUGAACGACUCUGGAGCCCCAAGACUGAAAACAACACAGACAGUGCACAGUUCCGACUCCACGAACAGAGGUGCAGGAUGAAGAGACGAGGGAUUUCCUCCGAGCCUCUGGGCCCUGGUUCCUGUGAUCCCUACCACGAGUCUGUUCAGUUUAAACCACCCCACACCUCGGAGAAGAAACCUCGACCAGUCUGUUCGACGGGAAACGAAGGAUAUGCGCCUAAUGCUGCCUUUGUGGUCAUCUUCAGUCUGUUAACCGUUCUUAACUGGGUUAACUAAGGACUUUGUAUGAACUGUUUUAACCCUAGUCUCACCUUUAUGAGAAAUAUGUUUAUUUUUAUUUAUUUUUCGUGUUUUUUAGGGGGCGGAUAGGUGGAACCAGUAAAGUGUUCAGAAUUUAGGGCCGUAGUUUGAGGGGGUGGCACAAAUACUGAUUGUUGAUAUUAAGUAUGUAUCUGCCCUGAAGUGGCUGCAAAAUUGUAUUUCAGAGGCUUUAUAUUUCAAAAUGUCCAGGGGUACAUGCCCCGGGACCCCACAGAGUCUUGCCCCUCCCAUGCUCAUUCGUUCCAAGAAUUCAUCUGCACCCUCCCCCCAAAAUCCUGGAAUUACGUUUUAACUAACGUUAAUAGACAAAUGUUUUGAGUAUCUCUAUAUUACACAUACUUUUAGUAUGACUUUAAAAUAGUUGUAUGUCUUCGUGAUUACAAAAUAUUCAUAGAUAAAUUCAUAUAUGCAUGUAUCAGAAUAUCACAUUCUAUUCUAUAAACAUGGUGUGUAUUAAGAUUUGUUUUUAGUUUAACUAUGACCUAAGGUUUCAUUAUUCAUAUUCUGAAACAUGAUAAAAGCGAAAUUAAAAGGACUAUCCUUAGCUUACAACCACUGUAUUUUGCAUCCAAAUAAUAAAUAAUUUUUAACAACAUCUA